Messenger RNA from Aspergillus costaricaensis CBS 115574, 2083 nucleotides. RefSeq names its product putative MFS multidrug transporter. Gene Ontology annotation, molecular function: basic amino acid transmembrane transporter activity. Gene Ontology annotation, biological process: transmembrane transport; basic amino acid transport. Gene Ontology annotation, cellular component: fungal-type vacuole membrane. The transcript is spliced from 6 exons. The record is from RefSeq and is a predicted model, not a curated record. NCBI's taxonomy places the organism in Eukaryota, Fungi, Ascomycota, Eurotiomycetes, Eurotiales, Aspergillaceae. The coding region runs from base 97 to 1755 and encodes 552 amino acids.
UUCUCCCCUCCUUCUUCUCCACCUUCUCGACUUUGUGUCGACUCCCUGGCCCCCUUGGUAAUGGAGAUUACCCUUCUCUAGAGUCAUUCCCCCACUAUGUCUCCAGAAAGGAUUCCUUCCGAGACCUCCCCGUUGCUGGGUCCCCAAAGCAAUGUCUCUACCACGGGGGCUAUUCCCAACCUUGGCCGUCAGGAUGUUGAGUCCGGCGAGCAGACUCUUCCGCCCCAGGAGGACCAGGCCAAAGAUGCUUCCGAGGCCGGGAAGGGCCUAAGGUAUAUCAUUCCGGCUAUCUCUCUGGGAGUAUUCCUCUCCGCAGCCGACCAAACCAUCAUUAUGGCCAGUUAUGGGCAGAUUGGCAGUGACUUGGAGGCCCUCAACCUGACCAGCUGGAUCGCCACCUCCUACUUUCUGACUUUGACCUCGUUUCAGCCGCUCUACGGCAAAUUGAGUGAUAUCUUUGGUCGCAAAGCAUGUCUCUUGUUCGCAUAUGCCAUCUUCGGCAUCGGUUGCUUGUUCUGCGGUCUUGCGCAGAACAUCGAUCAGCUCAUCGCUGCACGCGUUUUCCAAGGUAUUGGUGGCGGCGGUAUGACCACCGUCGUGAGUAUCCUGAUGAGUGACAUUGUUCCUCUCCGGGACCGGGGUGUUUGGCAGGGCGUGAUCAAUAUCAUCUAUGCGACGGGCUCCGGCAUAGGUGCCCCUCUAGGUGGUAUCUUAUCCGACUUUAUCGGCUGGCGAUGGGCCUUCAUCGCUCAAGUCCCCCUGUGCAUUCUCGCCUUCAUCGCCGUGACUGUCAUGCUCGACCUCCCCGCCCAGGAAGACAGCCACUGGAAGACGAAACUGCGCCGCAUCGACUUUCCCGGCGCCAUCGUCCUUGUCGGCGCAGUCUUCGGCUUCCUCCUCGGUCUGGACCGUGGCAGCAACGUCUCCUGGACAAUGCCGAUUACCAUCGUUUCUCUGAGCGUCUCCACAGCUCUCUUCGCUCUCUUCAUUGUUAUAGAGGUCUUCUACGCCGCCGAACCAUUCGCCCCCGGCCACAUCAUUUUCAACCGGACCUUCUUCGCCGCAUACGCUUGUAACUUCUUCAGUUUCGGCGGCUGGCUCGCCGCCCUAUUCUACAUCCCUCUCUUCUUCCAAGCCGUCGACGGCGUCUCCGCCACCGUUGCCGGUCUUCGACUUCUCCCUAGCAUCAUCUCCGGCGUCAGUGGCUCCCUCUUCGCCGGCUACAUCAUGAAGUGGACGGGCAAAUUCUACUGGCUCACCAUUGCCGCAUACACCGGCCUCACGAUAGGCCUUACCACCAUCUUCAUGGCCUCUGGUGCAGUCACCGAGAACACCACCGUCCUAGUACUAGGCAUGGUCGGUUGCGCCUUUGGAAACGGUAUCGGUGUAACUUCUACCUUAAUCAGUCUCAUCUCCAACUCCACACCCGAAGACCAAGCCGUCGUGACAGCCUGCUCCUACCUUUUCCGCUCCCUCGGCUCCGUCAUCGGCCUCUCCCUCUCCUCAACAGUCGUUCAGCAACUCCUCCGCGAACGCCUGCACUUUGCCCUCCGCGACAGCAAAGACAUUGAUAAGAUUGUCGACGGUGUCCGUCAAAGUCUCGACUUCAUUAAGACCCUGGAUCCGACUACUGCGAAGAUCGUUCGUAGCUGUUAUGGCUGGGCCACGAACAAGGGCUUCGCAUUCUUGGUUGGGGUUGUGUUUUGUGCGUUGAUUAGCAGUUUCUUUAUCAGAGAGAAGAAGUUGUCGCGGUAGGAUAUACAUAUAUUUCGGGGUUGGACUCUGGCUGUUGGUGGUAAGGGGACUUGGGUAGAUGAUGAUAGUUUGCGGGGAUGCUUACUUGCAUUGAGGAAGGGGGGCGUAUACACUUGCAUAGUGGCUGUAUAUGCCACUGUCGGAUGGUUAAAAGACAUGCUAGAGGUGGUACUACAUAUAUGAUGACUUAGAUGGCAUUAUCUGGUCCGGUGAUAAAAGGGUUGGAUCUACUUAGUUGUGAUCCAUCGGAUACGAAAAUGGAUUUGGGAAAAGGAAGCAUUAGAUCGUCUGAUACUAGACUGAUCAUGGAGAUUAUCUUUUUUGUUGU